UGUAAAAAUGUUGCUGCGCCAUAACUGGGUGAGGCUCGGGAGUGCGCCUUUUCCCCCCCCCCCCUCGAGGAGGUCGGUCGUAUUUCAACGAGAUUCAAAAAAGGAAGUUGAUUCAUCAACUGUAGCUGGGUGGUUUAAUCUGAAAUAGUGUAUGUUUGACAAAGAAAAUGAUGAAAGACGAAGGACGGUACGUGUGAGGAAGGAAACUUUAAUAAGAGCUGCAUGUUCAGGCUGUCGGGCUGACUUGCCCUGGCAACGGCUUUAAUCCUAGAGCUCUGGAUGGUUGCCAUGAGAGCUCGAGCGCGCUGCUGCUCCCCCACACUGCCAUAUAAGGUCAACAGGAAUCCUCUGCAAUACGCCGCGUUGUCUUUGUAUCUGGGUGAAGGGUGCUUCGGGCUUCUGCGCGUGCUCUCUCUGGUUCGAUACAAACAGCGGACCAUCAACCAACCGACACGAAAUGUUUAAAGCGCCGCAGACCAGAUAGAGGAAACAAAUAAGAUGCGAUUCAGAUUUUUUUCGGUGAAGGAGUUAAAAAUCUAGGUGGGAGGGUCUUUAUUUGCAUGCGUAAAGGGGGUCCCCAGGUGUAUCUCUGGGUUAACGGUGCUUGCCACGCACGCUUUUUCGAUGCCAGUGUGUCUACAGUACACCAGGGCACACACCGAUUGCAGUGUGUGUGACAAGAGGCCUGUUUUUCCUGUUCACAGUUCUUACCCUCGAACAACCACCAAGCGCGCAGUCAGGUCACGAGGCUGCUGACACCCUUUUUUUUAAUCUCAAGGUUGGCUGUUUAUCCUCCCAGCCUAUACUGCAGUGGCCGCAAAUUUAUGAAGUGAUGGAAAGAGAGAGAGAGAAAAAAACCCAACACAUUCCCCCAGUGGGUCGCGGCGCUCAGCUUUACCGCUGACAGACUGGAAUAUUCCACACAAGGGAUUGGCCUCUCUUCCACAGGACAGCUGUCUCUCUGCACGGCGAAAAACAUUUUAACAAUUGUUCUUUGUUCAUUGAUGAGAGGCUGACUGCGUGUGGAUAUUCUGUAGGAUACAUUUAAUAUUCUUUACAGGCUUUAUGUGAGGCUUCCAGUUUCACUGUGUAAGUCAAGCAAGCACUUUUUAUUAUAUAUUAUACAUUUUAUUUAAAGAAGACUUUAUUAUAAACCAAACGUGACUAAUUUUAAGAUUUGAAGCAUAUGAAAACAGUGGAUGGCUCAUUUCUCUGGAAUCAGAAGCAGACAAGCACACUGCCACAUGAUCUUUUGUACUUUCAGCUUUUCAUUCUUAUGGAUUGUUCACUGAAUCAAUGCAGGCAUCCUCGGAGCUUUGUGUCUUUUUAUGGACACAAUCGCUUUUUAAAGGAUCUUUUUUGGAUUGGUACCGUAUUUAUUUAAAACAACAUAUCGUUGUAGCUCUGAAAUAUCUGCAUGCAUUUAAAUGUAAUAUGUCUUGUGAUUUAGUCACUUUUACUUAGUAUUAUAAAUAUGUAUGUGUAUGGGGUGUAUUUAAAUAAAUAGACUAUGCAGUAACUCGUUUUCAAAUGUGUUUUAUUCUAUUUUGUGAGAACUGACACAAGUUACAUUUUUUAAAGAGGAUUUUCAGGCCCAGGUGUAAAGCAGUAUUUUAGCAUAUAAAAUCAAAAUGUGUAGUAAACAUCCCUUGUCAUUUGGAGUCAACAAUGAAAAUGUGUACAAUAAUGCUUUAAAGAUAAAAUACAAAAGCACAGUAAAGGGUGUUGUCUUUUCCCUUAAAGGAGACAGCUUUCUUUAAUGGCUGUGCUUUUAGCACAGUAACCCCAUUUAAAUUUGACUUAGAAGCCUGUUGGGCUUUCAAGAUAGCUAAAAUGUUCAGGAGCAAAUGUAUUUGAACAUAUUAACGUAUGCUUAUUCUCUAUUACCUCUUCUUACAUGACACUAUAAUUGAUCUGAUUGUGAUUAUCAUCCCUGCUAAAAAUAUACCCAAACCUCCCCCAUUUCAUUCUCUUUUUAUGUGCAGUGUUGAUUAAAGUAAAGAAACUGAAUUUAAAAGCCAGAUUUGCAUUUUGUCCUGCAUCUCAUGCAGAUACACCACAUCUGGCUCAGUGUUUCACUGUAACUGGCAACAUUCAACGCUGACCCGAAAGCUAAUCUAAUUUUAAAAACCGAUAAGAUAUAGUCAUCAUGUCUCCGAGCAGCCUGUCAUGGUGUCCUGUUUAGGUGUCAUCCUGCGCCUUCGAAUCCUAUCUCCAGCCUAUUUGUUUGUUGAGUUAAUUAGCUUGUUGCCAAAAAUAAGAUCAAGUCCUGAUUACACAGAAGGAUGAGAGAAAAGCUUGUCCUGGUGUUCAACUUUGAUUCAAAUGACUCAAAUGAUUCAACCAUUCAAACUGACCACAUUAGCAGUAAUAUACUGACAUAUAUAUAUAUAUAUAUAUAUAUAUAUCUAAUCUAAAUGCAUCUGGUGGAUGCUCAGUGCUCUUAAGGUGUACAUGUUGAUUCAAGUUGAAAACUGUCACAAAGCAGGAACUUUUGCACUUUAAUUAAUUAAAACAGUAUCCAUAAAUCUAAUCUCUCAACCUGAUAUGGUUGAAUUAGUGGCCAAGCCAAAACAUAAUCUCCUGUAUCUGUGCUUUCGCUUUUGUUUGUGUAGAAAAAUAGCUUAAAGGAAAGUGUAAGGUUAGAUCCACUCAGUAAGGACACAACCAUCUGCAGUUAUCAGAGCAACGCCAUGUCACACAUUCCUAACUUAAGUGAUAACAUUUAGUGUUUUUUAAAAAAAAAAAAAAAAAAAACUCCCACAUAUAUACACGCAAUCAGUAGAGGCAGUACCUCGGUGUGAGUACACACCCAGUGAGUGAAAUAAGCAGAUGCAUGCAAAAGAGGAAGUAUGAGCAGCUACUCAGCAGCCAUACAUGUGUUCCUCAGCUACAGCACUUCUGUGCACUCAGUGAGCAGACCGAUGAUGGGAUAGGAGAGAAGUGUAGGGGGUCAGUUAGAAACGUCAGCAUGACAGGAAGAGGAAGCGGUGAGCUACCUGGUGAAACAUGAGGCUUGUCUGUUCCUCUCUCUACACAGUGUGUGAAACUCAUCUCAGCUUUCCAGAUGUGGGUUCAGUAGGCUUAGUCAUGAAUUUAACUUAAAUCUGGAGGGAGCAUCUUCUGCCUUUUUCUGCUUGGCACCCCUUUGACUUGUCUGGAGGCAAAAUGACGCAAAAUGGUGCUGGGACUGCUAAUGGUACCACAAAAAAAGGAGAGGAACUGAAAAUUGUGAUUGUAGGAGAUGGAGGCUGUGGAAAAACAUCUCUUCUGAUGGUUUAUGCCAAAGGUGAUUUUCCAGAGAAAUAUGCACCAUCAGUGUUUGAAAAAUAUGUCACAACUAUCUCUCUAGGAGGAAAAGAGAUAAAGCUCAACUUGUAUGAUACAGCCGGGCAAGAUGACUAUGACAGACUGAGACCACUUUCAUACCAAGAGGCAAAUCUGGUUCUAGUGUGUUUUGAUGUCACCAACCCCACCAGCUUUGAAAAUGUCCUGAUAAAGUGGUACCCAGAGGUGAAGCACUUCUGUCAGGAAAUACCAGUCAUCUUGAUUGGCUGCAAGACUGACCUCAGGAAGGAUAAAGAGUGUGCAAGAAAGCUGAAGGCCAUGAAUCAGGCUCCCAUCACUUACAUGCAGGGUGAGGAAACCCGGCAGCAAAUGAAUGCAGAGCUCUACCUCGAGUGUUCAGCGAAGUAUCAGGAAAAUGUAGAAGACAUUUUCAAGGAGGCAACGAAAAAAGCUUUAGCAGUCAAUCGAAAACUGAGAAAGAAGAAGAGGAAGAAGAAAUGUGUUGUUUUGUGAAGACAAAAGGACAGAAACUCCAGGAUUUCUCCAUCCUUCAUGUGAAUUCCUGCAGUCCUUUAGACAAUCCUAUAGUUUCUCAAAUGCUGACAUCAAAGUGGGGACAUUAAGAAACUGUGCAUCAGUCUAUGGACAUUUGGACCUCGCUGAACCAUCAGCGGGCGUUUCUUUAAUGCUGCAAAAAAAAUGAGAUACGAUGCAAAAGAAAAACUGUUUUGCAAGUAGCAUCCCGAUGAACUUUCCAAUUAACAUUUGAAUGUCAUUUUUAGGGUUUUCAAUAUAUUUUUUCAAAGAAUUUUGCACUUUUUUUCUACAAAUAUGGCAAUUUGUUUGACUUUAUUGGAGGGUGAGAAGAGUUUGUUCCUAAUUUGUUGUUAUGGAUUUAAUUUGUCAGGCCUAGAAAAUCCACUUUAAACCUGCUGGUAGAAAAUAAAGUCUCAGGCAAUUGCUGAAAUUUAUUACACAAUGACACUGUAAUUUUUUUCCCUUCACAUAUAAGUAAGGUUUCGUACAUUUUCAGCACAAAAAAAAAAAAAAAAAAAAAAAAAAGAUACUGUUGGUUAUCAUAGGGCUCAGUGAGCCUGCAGAUCUUAGCUUUACCUAUAGCACCCACUAGAGGUGGAAAAUCAUAAAAGCAUCUGCUGCACAAUUUGUCAAGGCCAUAGUUGCAACUAAUUUUCAUUGAAAUAAAUACAAGUACUGUCUGUGUCAUUGCACAUGAACGUUUGCAUAUCUAUUGUUUUUAAUUGAGGCAUUUGUAUUUCUUUUUUUCUUUUACAAUGAUGUAUACAGAUUGAGAAAAUGG
Molecule: messenger RNA, 4606 nt
Organism: Melanotaenia boesemani (Boeseman's rainbowfish)
Lineage: Eukaryota; Metazoa; Chordata; Actinopteri; Atheriniformes; Melanotaeniidae
Gene: rhof
Product: ras homolog family member F
Exons: 6
Coding region: 3169-3801 (210 amino acids)
Biological process (GO): cell migration; small GTPase-mediated signal transduction
Molecular function (GO): GTPase activity; GTP binding
Source: RefSeq, a predicted model, not a curated record